Laetiporus sulphureus 93-53 is the source of this 1635-nucleotide messenger RNA. RefSeq lists its product as uncharacterized. NCBI's taxonomy places the organism in Eukaryota, Fungi, Basidiomycota, Agaricomycetes, Polyporales, Laetiporaceae. Bases 420 to 1475 code for a protein of 351 amino acids. The transcript has 18 exons. The record is from RefSeq and is a predicted model, not a curated record.
GCAGAAGAGCCGCCACCGCAUGCCAGGUAAGGAUGCUCAUUCGAUAACGCGGGGACAAAUCUUCCCUCAUUGUCUUGGAUGUACGAGUAUACAAGUCAAAAUUUGUGAAAAGAUCGAUUUGUGAGCACUCCAACCAAGACACGUCCAUCUAAUCACCUUUGUUGCGGAUGUAGCAUGGUCUACCAUGGGCCCAUGUCUCCCGUGCCUGUGGCGCACAAGUCGCAACAAGUAAGGACGGUACGUCGCCUACCUUUCAGAUCAAAAAUAUGUGUAUCUGUCUCGAUAUUCGCACAUUGGCUUCAGAAAUAGUGUCUCGCUUGGAGAACAACGGGAUAGAGACACGGUGAUAACGCUUCAGUAUGGUCCGGCUAAUGUUUCAGAUGUAUUCCUUGAUAUGAUGAGCAGUGCAUACAAAAGAUAUGCCGAAUCCUCGGAGACACCGCUCGAACUAUAUAUUGCAGAAGAUCCUACAGAGCUACGGCCCACUGAAGACUUUUCUCCGCUGCACCCACCUAAUCAUGGUCAAUUGGCAAGAUCCUGCAGUAAUCGCUUCCGAGCUUACUGCAUUUGUCAAAUUAUCCUACGUGGUCGAUGCUAUCUAUCUGUGGGAAUGGGUUACCAAUCUGGGCUUCGAUUGGAGGGUCUUGCGAGACAAAAUAACCCUGCCAGCCGCGGCAUACCUUCUAUGCCGUUUCGCCACUCUGUUUGUCGUGAUCACUGAUAUUAUCAUUAUGAAUAUCAUUACCGAUGUCAACUGUAGUGCGUUGACUCAUGUCGUCCUGGUCUCUAGUUUCAUCGCGCUGGCCGCUGCAUCACUUAUCAUUGUCCUUCGAGUUGUGGCCAUUUGGUUCAAGAACCCUUACAUCACUGUUCUUGCCGUCACAAUCUUCCUCGUGAACGUUGGAUGUCUGAUAUAUGGUGUCGCAAAGGGUCCUCGGACGCAGUGGGAUGUUGCGGCCAAAUAUUGCUUCGAGGUUGAGAUUGGUCGCGGGAAGAUAAAUAUUGUUGCAGCAUUUGCUUCCGAUACCUUCCUUCUCAUCCUCAUGAUCAUUGGCAUAUGGAGGAAUAGAGGAUCGGGGAGUCUCUGGGAACUUAUUUGGCGACAGGGAGUGGUCUGGAUAGCAUCUGCAAUGGCGGCCUACAUUCCUCUUGUGGUGCUCAUAUGUCUCGAUCUCAACAUUCCUAUGGAUAUGAUGCUUCAAAUACCCACAUAUCUGAUGUUGGUGAUAUGUGCCACUCGUCUACACCGCCAACUCUACAUGACUGCGAGAUCGGGACACGUUUACGUCUCCACCGGUAACGUGACGCGUUUCAGACGAUUCGAAGCAGCAAGCACCACUGCGGCUGACCACGAGAUCGCACUUUAUCCUGUACAUGCUCCGAAUGAAGCCUCUUCUGGUAUUACCGUGACUAGGGACAUCUGUGUGGAGUCGGACACCGUGAAGCUAGUACCGACUGGUGGUGAUAAUGUCUGAAGAUGCGUAGGGCAUAUCUUGCUGCUGUUGUGCAUUGGCAUUGAUAUGAGAUCUCGUAGAAGAUGCAAGAGGAUGUAGUCAGUUAUGGCACAUUUCCAAUGCUGGAAUUGAUAGUAGAAUUACGGAAUAGAACCAAAAUCUCCGGGCACGCCACUGAUGC